AUGCAGGAAGAAACACCGCAGGAACAGGCACCGUCGUCGGGAACGACUAGUCGGGAAGACGUGGCGGCCGCAAUCCACACCCUCAUGACAGCGGAGGCGUCAGGCAUGGACGUUCAGGUCCAGGUCGUAUCCCCCGCACAAAUCGACGAAGGACGUGAUUCUCGAACGAUUCUCGAUCAGCAGGCGACCGAUACAGACUCCACCACGGACGAUAUCCAUGAUCAAUCUGAGGCUACUCCUGUAGAUGCCAUUGCCUUGACCUGCCGCUCGCCACAGAAGCAUUUCCUGGGCCCUCUUGCGGUGUCGUGCGCCCACUGUUCGGCGAAACACUUCCACGCGGAGCGUAUUUUGCGUCAUCGGACUACGUUCACGACAUGCUGUAACAUAGGUCGAAUCACACUGCCGAGAUUUCUGGAUUUCCCUCAACAAUUGCGCGAUUUGUUCGUCGCUCCCACAGAAGAAACCCCACAGGACUCGGAACUCAGGGCAAAUUUUCUGGCAAAUAUCCGACACUAUAAUUCAUCACUGGCGAUGGCGUCCAUGGGGGGCAAUAUUGAGUCUCUACGCGGUGGCGGGCCGUAUUGCUUCCGUCUCCACGGACAAGUCUAUCACAAUAUCGGAUCUUUACACCCAGCAGAGGGAAACCCCCCCUCAUACGGUCAGCUCUAUAUUUUAGAUACGUCCGAGGCGACGAGACACAGAAUGGCUGUGCCUCAGAACGAACGGUGUAGCUCACAAUUAAUCGACCGAUUAGGAUCACUGAUUGCUGGGUGUAAUCCUUACGCGAGAUCCUUCACAAUGAUGCGAGACGUUGAAAACGCAGAGCUUCGUGCUGCUGAUUGUGAAAAUCGCCCCCGACUGAACUUGAGAAUGGUCUUCGAUGAUGCCCGUCCUAGAGGUUUGGAUGGGAGAAGGUAUGACGUGCCUACAGCUAACGAAGUGGCGGUCAUCUACGUCGGCGAGGAUGGAGAUGUACCGUCAACUCGUUCUAUAGUAAUCCAUGACAAGAAGGGCCAGAUUUAUAAUAUUUCACAUUUAGAUAAGCGAUGCGAUCCCUUAACAUACCCGCUUUUUUUCCCGACUGGCGAAGAUGGCUGGGACCCGACUCUGCAGGAUGUGAAUGGCAAACGAAUUACUCAGAAACAAUAUUAUUCUUCUCUGCUUUCAAUCAGAGAUACAUUCAAUCCGAUUCUUCGCGGUGGAAAGCUCUUCCAACAAUUCGCUGUUGAUUCCUUCGUCAAACUAGAACAGAACCGCCUGAAUUUCUGUCGUCAAAACCAGACUAAACUGCGAGCCGACACUUACAAGGGUCUCCAGGACUUCAUGGCAAGUGAAUUGUCGGGCCCGCCAGGACGUCGAAUAAUUCUUCCUUCCUCAUUUAUUGGUUCCGCGCGUUACAUGCAACAGAACUAUCAAGACGCCAUGGCAAUCGUCGCGAGAUUCGGGAAACCAGAUUUGUUUAUUACAAUCACGUGCAAUCCCAAAUGGCCCGAACUCCACGAUAAUUUGUUCCCUGGCCAAUCGGCGGAACAUCGUCCAGACUUGAUCGCGAGGGUAUUCAAGCUCAAAUUAGACGCAAUCUUCGAUGAUAUAUUGAAAAAAAAAGUGUUUGGCAAAGUCCUGGCCCACGUGAUGGUGAUUGAAUUCCAGAAAAGAGGUUUGCCUCAUUGUCAUACACUCCUUAUUCUUGAAGGAACAUACAAACCGCGGACUCCUGACGAUGUUGACCGAAUAUGCUGUGCGGAAAUUCCCGACCCAGAAUUAGAACCGCAACUUCAUGAGGCCGUGAAGAAUUUCAUGAUCCAUCGGAAUUGUGCGCGAUUUAACCCUUCAGCACCGUGUUCGGUGAAUGGCGAAUGUAUGAAAAAAUUUCCCAAAGAGCUCCGCGAGGUAACGUUUUCCACCCAUGACGGCUACCCUUUCUUGAGGAGGCGGAAUAGAUUCUCCGCAUCGGUCGCCAAUAGAUCAUAUGGAGACGAAUGGGUUGUACCAUACAAUCCCUACCUUCUGCUGCGGUAUAAUUGUCACAUAAACGUCGAAAUAUGCGGAAUGAUAUCAUCGGUGAAAUAUUUGUACAAAUAUGUUUAUAAAGGUGUGGAUAGAGCGCUCUUGACCAUAGAUACCGAAGAUGCUGUCGAUGAAAUCAGCUUACACUUGAAUGCGCGAUACGUUUGCGCGCCGGAGGCUAUGCACAGAAUUCAGGGCCACGAAUUGCAGCACAAGUCCCACUGUAUUUACAGAUUAGCCAUCCAUUUGCCGAACCAGAGGAACCUCGUGUUCGUCGAGGGUCAAGAAGAAAGGGCUGUGCUGAAUGCCGAGACCACGUUCUCAACUCUGACAGCCUAUUUCCGCCUCAACGAAAUUUUCCUCAGAACAGCUGACGACGAGGGUUACAUUCCGAACCUUCGCGACUUAUUGUAUCAUCAACUACCGGAACAUUUCGUGUUUACUGCCAAACUAGGAUGGAAGCCUCGGCAACGAGGUGCUUCCAAGGUCAUAGGUCGAAUGUUCACUGUUUCCCCCCGGGACUCCGAGAGAUAUGCCCUUCGGAUUCUUUUGUUGAACGUGAAAGCUCCCAUAUCUUAUGAAUUUUUGAGGACAGUCGACGGAGUAGUACACAAUACGUUCAUGGAUGCAGCCAAAGCUGCGGGACUUCUGAGCGAUGACACGUACUUUCGCAAGAGUCUGCAAGAAGCCGUUCUUUUCCAAAGUCCUGCUCUACUACGGAGUUUCUUUGCCUGUUUGCUCGCCUUUUGCGAAGUUUUCCAAAUCCAGGCUUUGUGGGAUGAAUUCAUCGCUCAUUUUGUGGAGGAUUUCGUGCAUAGAGGGAGCACUUAUGAUGCUGCGGUCGCGUUGGCUUACUAUGAUGUUGCUGAUAAGUUGGCCGCUUUCAAUGUCCAAUUCGAGACACUCGUCGUACCGCCGGAAUGCGGCAGACCUCUGAAUGACGGAUCCGACGUUGAUUUCGAUCAUUUGAUGCAUCAAGGGGAGCAUAUGUAUUCGACUCUGAAUCAAGCUCAAAAAUUGGCUGUUGAUGGUAUUCUCUCAGCUGAUGAGUCCUCUACGUCCUACUUUUUCAUUGACGGACCUGGAGGAUCGGGGAAGACUUAUUUGUACAAUACACUCUACAAUUUACUCGUGGGUCGCCGAAAAAACGUCCUCUGCGUUGCAUGGACUGGCAUAGCUGCGAAUCUCCUCCCUGGCGGUCGAACCGUGAAUUCGGUCUUCAAAUUGAACAUCCACGAUAAUAAUCGAAGUUCUUCUAUGAAGCGCCAGCAAAAGGAAGCUGCCCAUUUAGCCAAGUUAGAUCUUCUCAUCUGGGAUGAAAUCUCAAUGGUCCCGAGGCAAGCAUUUGAGGCCGUCGACGCUCUCUUAAGAGAUAUACGACAAAACGAAGAGCCUUUCGGGGGAAUAAAGGUUGUCCUUGGGGGUGACUUCCGGCAAACACUGCCCAUCGUGGAAAGGGCUUCUGUCGGGGAAAUCAUUCAGGCAUGCGUGAUCAAAUCAAUUCUAUGGUCUCGUUUUUCAAAAUACGAACUCACCGAGAACGUGCGAGCGAGAAACAGUGGCAGCGAUUGGCAUCAGUUCUUGCUUGACGUCGGCGACGGGCAUGCGAACGAUGAACGCGGAAAUGUUACCAUUGGACCAGCGAUGCUGUGUAGCGGGCGUAUCGUUGACGAAAUCUUCGGCAGGACAAUCGUAGAAGACGCGAUGAGCGAUCUCGUCGACAGGGCAAUUCUAGCUCCCAAGAAUCGAGAUGUUUCAACGUUGAAUAAAUUAGUCCUCGAUAAAAUUACACUCCGAAAUCCCGACGAUGGAAAUAUAUAUAGGAGUAUCGACGAUAUCAUGGAAGAUUCGCAAGAAGAUCGGAUGUAUUUCACUACUGAGUAUCUGAAUAGUUUGACUCCACCAGGAAUGCCACCCCAUGAACUCCAUCUCAAGAAGGGAGCUAUCGUUAUGCUCCUUCGCAAUCUGGACAUAUCGAAUGGAUUAUGCAAUGGUACCAGAUUCCGAGUGUCAGCGCUAGCGUCUUUGACUCUCAAAAUCGUGAAGUUCCGUCUAGAGAGCUCAAGCUUCAAAAGCAUCGCACCCGGCAUGCGGCAUGCGGAAGCCGCGAGGGCGCGAAGCGCCCUCACGGCUGGUGUAUAUAAAAAUGCCAAUAUCGCGGACAAUCCGCCAUUUUCGUCCAAGACGAGCAGUCCCAUUAUGAUUUGUGAUUAUGCCAUCAAAGUCAAUAUAUAA
Galendromus occidentalis (western predatory mite) is the source of this 4242-nucleotide messenger RNA. RefSeq lists its product as uncharacterized. Bases 1 to 4242 code for a protein of 1413 amino acids. The transcript has 3 exons. Lineage: Eukaryota; Metazoa; Arthropoda; Arachnida; Mesostigmata; Phytoseiidae. Gene Ontology annotation, biological process: DNA repair; telomere maintenance. The record is from RefSeq and is a predicted model, not a curated record. Gene Ontology annotation, molecular function: DNA helicase activity.